AUGAACUCCGCCAUGGAUAUGCCAAAAAAUGUCCAACAAAACAAUGCGCAGAACGCGGUGCUCUUUGAAGCCAUCAAUCUCUUAAUCCACCUCGACAGUGAACACACCCUCAUGAUGCAGAUCUCCUCCCGUCUUGGGAAAUUCAUUCAAUCCCGGGAAACAAACGUGAGAUACCUUGGAUUGGAUGCAAUGACUCAUUUCGCAGCCAGGGCAGAGACCCUUGACCCCAUACAGAAGCAUCAAAAUAUCAUUCUUGGAUCUUUGCGAGACAGGGAUAUCAGUGUUCGAAGAAAGGGGUUGGAUCUCCUUUACAGCAUGUGCGAUACCUCAAAUGCCCGACCCAUCGUUAACGAGCUUCUCAAGCACCUUCAAAGCGCUGACUUUGCCAUUCGGGAGGAAAUGGUACUCAAAAUUGCUAUUCUCACAGAAAAGUAUGCUACGGACGCUCAAUGGUAUAUUGAUAUCUCGCUCAAGCUGUUGUCUGUGGCCGGCGACCAUGUCAGUGAUGAAGUUUGGCAGCGAGUUGUUCAGGUAGUUACAAAUAACGAGGAGCUCCAAGCUUAUGCCGCACAACACAUUUUGGGUUAUAUUAAGGGAGAGUGCCAUGACAGUCUGGUGAAAAUCGGUGGUUAUAUCCUGGGCGAAUUUGGCCAUCUCAUUGCAGAUAACAAAGGAUGCUCACCAAUCGAGCAGUUCCUGGCACUCUAUUCGAAGAUGGCGUUCUGUUCUGACAACACUCGAGCCCUGCUUCUAUCAUCCUUUAUCAAGUUUGUAAAUCUCUUCCCAGAGAUCAAACCGCAAAUACUUCGAGUCUUCCAAGUAUACAGCCACUCGCCCGAUUCAGAGAUGCAACAACGGGCUUACGAAUACCUAAUGCUUGCUACGCUACCCACUGAUGACCUCUUGCGGACCGUCUGCGACGAGAUGCCACCUUUCUCUGAGAGAAUUUCAGUCUUAUUGUCCCGACUACAUCAAAAAAGCUCCGGAACGAGUGACAAGCGGACGUGGGUCGUUGGAGGCAAAGAUGCCAACGCAGAUGAUAAGGAGUUUAUGUUGACACAGAAUACGGGAUUGAAACGCACCUUCACAUCAGCUGCCAACGGACCGGUUGCCGCACAACAGACAGGUACCAAAGGUACAACAUCCAGCGAUCUGGAAGGGUUGGACUUUGCUUCAUCCGGCGAGACGGCGCCGAACUUGGCCAGUGCUGCUCAUUUAUCUCCGGACUGGGAGCCUGGGUUUAACCGACUCUUCUUCGCGACUGAGGGAGUGUUGUUCGAGGAUGCUCAAAUCCAGGUUGGCCUUCGUUCCGAGUACAGAGCUCACCUUGGAGUCUGUAAGCUUUACUUUGCAAAUAAAUCCGCGUAUUCAAUCGGAUCAUUCACGAUAACGCUGGAUAACCCUUCACCUGAGAGCCUGAAGAUUGAUACCAAGGACAUACCUGACCCAGAUGUUGUUGCAUCUGGUCAAACUCACCAAACUGUUUGCUUCGAGUGCCUUGGCCCGUUUACCAAGGCGCCAACCAUUCGGAUAUCAUACCUCGCCGGUGCACUGCAAGCGUAUACCCUGCAGCUACCUAUCCUCAUGCAUAGAUACAUUGAAGCUUCAUCCCUGACAUCGGAUGAUUUCUUUAAGCGCUGGCGGCAAAUAGGCGGCGGACCCUUGGAAAGCCAAUCGACGUUUGGCCUUGCAAAGAAGGGCCGUCCUCUAAGCGAAAGAGAUCUCCAGUCGAUUGUCGAGAGUUUCAAAUGGAAGAUUCUUGCAAAUGUCGACCCGAAUCAGAAGAACCUUGUUGGAUGUGCUGUUUACCAAACCCAAAGCUCAAAGACCGGAUGUUUACUCAGGCUUGAGCCCAACUAUGAGAAACAGGUAAGCUAUGUUUUCAUUUCUUUUAUUAGCAUUACUCUGUCUUUGACCUAG
This is a messenger RNA of Trichophyton rubrum CBS 118892, 1920 nucleotides long. RefSeq lists its product as uncharacterized. Gene Ontology annotation, cellular component: AP-2 adaptor complex; membrane coat. NCBI's taxonomy places the organism in Eukaryota, Fungi, Ascomycota, Eurotiomycetes, Onygenales, Arthrodermataceae. Gene Ontology annotation, biological process: intracellular protein transport; clathrin-dependent endocytosis. The transcript has a single exon. The record is from RefSeq and is a predicted model, not a curated record. Gene Ontology annotation, molecular function: clathrin-cargo adaptor activity. Bases 1 to 1920 code for a protein of 639 amino acids.